GUUUCUUUGAGACUUUCUAAAACAUAGUACCGCUCAUCACACUGAAUAAUGCCAUUUCCGCCAUCUCGACCCAUCAAGCGACUCUUGGUUUCAAACCGGUACGAUGAUUCGUGUUUUUCCACAUGCUUCGGCACAGACUAAUCAAUAGUUUACUAGGGGUGAAAUUGCUGUGCGAAUCCUUCAAGCAGCCCGGGAGCUUUCAUCAGAUAUUGAGAUAUUUGCUCUCUAUACGCCGAACGAUGCCUCUCACUGCACCCUGGGACGGCCCCAUCAUGCAAUCCCAGUUCCGUCAGCGGCCUCAUACAUGGAUAUCGAUUUUCUAGUCAGUUUAGCACGGACAUAUUCCAUCGACACAGUCCAUCCGGGAUAUGGCUUCCUCAGUGAAAGCGCGGACUUUGCAUGGCGGAUGUGGGAUGAAGCUCAAGUGGUGGUGAUCGGGCCUGGACGGGAGAUCUUAGCCCAAACAAGCGACAAGCUCCAGGCAAGACAACUAGCCAUGGAAUGCGGCGUGCCUGUUCUCAAGGCUAUUACUUCGCCAACAUCGAAUGUGAAUGAGAUUCAGGCUUUUGCAUCCGACGCGGGAUACCCCGUGAUGAUCAAGGCGGUUGAUGGCGGCGGCGGCAGAGGGAUUCGCCAAGUAAACAAUGAAAACGAAGUGGCCGAAGCUGUAAAUCGGGCUGUGAGAGAGUCGCCCUCGCAAGCUGUGUUUGUUGAGAAGGCUGCUGUCAAUGGAUAUCACCAUGUCGAGGUACAGAUCGUUGGUGACGGGACGGGGUCAGUCCAGCAUCUCUGGGAGAGAGAUUGCAGCGUCCAGCGACGGUUUCAGAAGCUCAUCGAGGUAGCCCCUGCAAAUAUCAGAAACCGCAAAUUACUCUGUGCAGUCAUCGAUUCGGCUCUUGGGAUCGCGAGACGGAUUCGUUAUCGUUCGCUAGGCACGUUCGAGUACCUCGUCAGCGAAGAACGGGAGGAGUUCUUCUUCCUAGAGAUCAAUCCCAGACUCCAGGUGGAACACACCGUAACCGAGUCAAUCUUAGGCGUGGACCUGGUCCAGAUGCAAUUGCUCCUGUCUCAGGGGGCUUCUCUUGAUGAUUUAGGGCUUGGAACACUUCCAGAUCCAGAAAUCCCCCCAAACUCACACUCCAUCCAGCUCAGGAUAUGUGCCGAGGACCCUCGGGAUAAUUUCGCUCUGAGUAUCGGUACAAUCAAGGACUUUACACUCCCCACCGGCCACGGAGUCAGAGUUGAUACUGGAAACCCUCUUGCUGUGGGGACGGAGUUCGACAACCUUCUCGCCAAGCUCAUCGUUACAGCCCCGACCUGGGAGGCAACCGUUCUGAAAGCACAACGUGCUCUUACUGACACGAAUAUAGGCGGUGUCAAGACCAACAUCUCCCUCCUGCGAGCUAUUGUCUUGCAUCCGGACUUUCUCGCGGGUAAAAUCGAUACCCGAUGGCUCGAAUCCAAUCUAGACCAGCUUAUCAGCCUUUCACAGUCGUUUUAUGCGCACGACUUGCCCCUUGCAGGUCCUCGCCGGGAAAGGGACUCUAUUCAACUAUCCACAGUCUCGUCCUCCUCUGCACUUCUCUUGCGUAAAGGCGACGCGUGGUCCAUCACUCUCAAACCACUCGACGACGGGCCUGUUCAAGAACAAAUACAACACCAUCUGCGGUUAAAGCGUGUUCUUCGCAACGGAUUCCCAACCUCCAUGGCUGCAGAGAUCGAAUACACCACGCCGAACGCUCCUCGGUCUGCGAUACCCUACAAGAUACAGCUGGAAGCCACGGCGGCGUCUGCCUCAAUAUCAAUGUCUUCUACCUAUCGCCGUGGAGACCCAGGUAACCCUAGACACAUCGUUCUGCCCUUGUCGGGGAAAUUGGUGGAACUGAAUGUUUCGCCUGGGGAGGACGUCGUAGAAGGUCAGGUCCUUGCCUUUGUAAAACAGAUGAAGAUGGAGCUGGAGGUUCGCAGUCCACGAUCAGGCCGCGUCAAAUGGGUACUGGAACCGGAUGAGACCGACGCAGACCUCGCAGAGGGCGUAUUGCUGGUAGAGCUUGACGAGAGGGGUGCUUCGAAUUCUGAUGGGGGGCAACUUGGGUUCAAAGGCAAACUGUGAGGGAUCUCACCACCGAGACAACAAGAGAUUGCUUUAAGACGCAGUAUGGUUUUGAUUCCAGUUCACUGCUCGCUCAUCGAAAAGAUUUCUUCGUUUCUUCCGAUACUCAACUCCAUCGAUUGGCCUAACACCAAAAAAAAAUAGAACGGCAGAGGCAAAAGAAACAAAAAAAGAAGUGGUGGUCCCAGUGGGGGUCGAACCCACGACUUUGGCGUUAUUAGCACCACACUCUAACCAACUGAGUUAUGG
This is a messenger RNA of Penicilliopsis zonata CBS 506.65, 2362 nucleotides long. RefSeq lists its product as hypothetical. Lineage: Eukaryota; Fungi; Ascomycota; Eurotiomycetes; Eurotiales; Aspergillaceae. The record is from RefSeq and is a predicted model, not a curated record. Gene Ontology annotation, molecular function: ATP binding; metal ion binding. The transcript has a single exon. Bases 305 to 2113 code for a protein of 602 amino acids.